AUGUGCUGCAAAACCUCCACGUGUGGUAGCUGCUGUGGCUAUGGCUCUGGCUACGGCAGUGGUUUUGGCUCCAGAUAUGGCUGUGGCUACGGUUCUGGCUAUGGCUGUGGCUAUGGCUCCAGAUAUGGCUGUGGCUACGGCUCUGGCUAUGGCUGUGGCUACGGCUCUGGCUAUGGCUCUGGCUAUGGCUGUGGCUAUGGUUCCAGAUAUGGCUGUGGCUAUGGCUCCGGCUAUGGCUGUGGCUAUGGAUCCAGCUAUGGCUGUGGCUACGGCUCUGGCUAUGGAUCCAGAUAUGGCUGCGGCUACGGCUCUGGCUAUGGCUGUGGCUAUGGCUCCGGAUAUGGCUCUUCCUGCUACCGAAGAUGCUACUCUUGCUGUUAG
Sorex fumeus (smoky shrew) is the source of this 381-nucleotide messenger RNA. Its product is annotated as keratin-associated protein 6-2-like. Lineage: Eukaryota; Metazoa; Chordata; Mammalia; Eulipotyphla; Soricidae. The coding region runs from base 1 to 381 and encodes 126 amino acids. The record is from RefSeq and is a predicted model, not a curated record. Gene Ontology annotation, biological process: hair follicle development. The transcript has a single exon.